AGAGGGGGGAGAAGCGAGUCAGAGAGAGAGAGAGAGAGAAGGGGGCGAGAAAUAUAAGGUAACGGCAAAAACAGGCGACUCCCUCCAAAUGUCGGAGCCUUUGGAUCUCUUCCUCUGAAAGAGGGACCCAGCUCCAAGCCAACAAGUGGAUUGUAUCAGGCGUUUUUUGCACGGGCGGCGCACAGAUCCCUCCUUAAAAUAAAAACAAAACGCACAACACAACACAACAGUAAAAAGAAGAAGAAGAGGAAGAAGAAGGUUGAUUUGAAUUUGGAGGAGAAGGAAGGGAAAUCUAUCUAUCUGUCUAUCUCUCUAAGAAUCAGCAUCCACCGUCCGGAGAAGGGAGGACCAAGAGGAGGCAUCGUCGGGGUCCAGCCGAGAGAGCUGUUCCUCCGCGGAGCUGGCGGCUGAGGAUGGAAGAGCCGGCGGACCCUAAAGGCCAGCGAGAGCCCGCUCCGAGCCCCUCCGGCGGCGGAUUGCCGGCCCCGACUCUUGGCCCCACCAGCAGCCCCAGCAGCGAUGGGGAAAGCCUGCCGCUCUCGCCCAGCAGCACCAGCAGCACCAGCACCAGCAGCCACCCUCCUUCGUCCCCCGCCGCGCCUUGCCUCGGCUCGCUGCCCCACCACCAGCACCACCAGCAUCACCACCACCAGCAUCCCCAGCACCAACACCAGCAUCCCCAGCAGCAGCAGCAGCAGCCGCGACCGCCUCCUCCGCCCCCGCCUCCGCCUCCUCCUCCUCCUCCUCCUCCUCCUCCGCACCACCGCACCACCAACUUCUUCAUCGACAACAUCCUGAGGCCGGACUUUGGCUGCAAGAAGGAGCCGCAUCUCUUGAUCCUUGCCGGGGCCGGAGGAGGGGGAGGCCGGGACAGGGACCCAGACCGCGCGCCCGGCUCAGGGAGAGAAAAUGGCAACCCGCUGCUGGGCUGCAGGACCCCCAACCCAGUCUCCUCCACCUCCUCCUCCUCUGCGCUCCUCCUUAGCACCGAACCGCCGGGGACCCCAGAGCCCGGCUCUACCGCCGCCGCCAUCACCACCUCCUCAUCCUCCUCUUCUUCCUCCUCUUCCUCGGCCGCCUCCAAAGCCAGCCCCACCGCCGCCGCCGCCGUAGGGACAGCCAAGCCCCCUUCUUCUUCUUCCUCUUCCUCCUCUUCCUCCUCCUCCUCCUCUUCCUCGGAAGGGAAUGGACCUAACUCGGCGAAGUAUGGGGAGCACGCCAACCCGGCCAUCCUCCUCAUGGGCUCCGGGAACGGAGGGACCGUGGUCGCCGCCAAGGGCGAGUGCCAGCAGCCGCUGGUCUGGCCAGCCUGGGUUUACUGCACCCGCUAUUCAGACCGACCCUCCUCGGCAGGUCCCCGCACGCGGAAACUGAAGAAGAAGAAGAGCGAGAAGGAGGACAAGCGCCCGCGGACGGCCUUCACGGCGGAGCAGCUGCAGAGACUGAAGGCCGAGUUCCAGGCCAACCGCUACAUCACGGAGCAGCGCCGGCAGACCCUGGCCCAGGAGCUGAGCCUCAACGAGUCCCAGAUCAAGAUCUGGUUCCAGAACAAGCGGGCCAAGAUCAAGAAGGCCACGGGCAUCAAGAACGGCCUGGCCCUCCACCUCAUGGCCCAGGGACUCUACAACCAUUCCACCACCACUGUGCAGGACAAGGAGGACAGCGAGUGAGAGGACCCGGGGCUGGGCUG
Messenger RNA from Sceloporus undulatus (fence lizard), 1690 nucleotides. It is a transcript of the gene EN1, whose product is annotated as engrailed homeobox 1. The record is from RefSeq and is a predicted model, not a curated record. Bases 414 to 1670 code for a protein of 418 amino acids. The transcript is spliced from 2 exons. Gene Ontology annotation, molecular function: DNA-binding transcription factor activity, RNA polymerase II-specific; RNA polymerase II cis-regulatory region sequence-specific DNA binding. Gene Ontology annotation, cellular component: nucleus. NCBI's taxonomy places the organism in Eukaryota, Metazoa, Chordata, Lepidosauria, Squamata, Phrynosomatidae. Gene Ontology annotation, biological process: regulation of transcription by RNA polymerase II; neuron differentiation; multicellular organism development.